CUAGCUAGUGGUUUCGUGAUACGCAACUGCAACAGUUAAGCAUAAACAGUUAAAUUCGCCGGAAUAUUUUUUUUUUAUUAAAAGCUGCGCCGCCGCUGUUUUCGACGUUGAAAUUAGUUGGCUCUGUGGCGUGUCGUUCAGUUAGCUCGUCAGCUUUUAUGGGUAUCCAAAUUAGCCGUGACGUCACCUGAUCUCACAUUUCGGACACGUCAAGGUUCCCUGUGUUUGCAUCUUGAGUUUUGGGGGCUGUGAUGUCAGAGCCCAGGACCCCCAUACCCAGCCCUGCUGGUGACACCUACAAAGGAUGGGUGUUCAAGUGGACAAAUUACAUCAAAGGUUAUCAGCGGAGGUGGUUUGUCCUCAGCAAUGGGUUGUUGUCAUACUACAGGACCCAGGCAGAGAUGGGCCACACAUGUAGAGGUACAAUCAACUUGGCCACAGCAAACAUCACAGUGGAAGAUGCUUGCAAUUUUGUCAUCUCCAACGGUGGGACACAGACCUAUCACCUGAAAGCCAGCUGUGAGGUGGAACGUCAGCGUUGGAUCACAGCACUGGAGCUGGCCAAAGCCAAGGCAGUCCGCCUGCAGGCUGAGUCAGAUGACUCUGGGGAUGACUUUUCAUCAUCCUGCCCACCUGUGCCACCUGGACAAGGUGGUGGGUCACAGAAUUCUGAAGUUCAGUCUGCUCUCAGAACGCUGGGAAGCAAAAUGGAGGAUCUCAGCACUUGCAAUGACUUAAUCUCAAAGCACGGUUCUGCCCUCCAGAGGUCUUUGUCGGAACUCGACAGCUUGCGUCUGCCUGGAGAAGCUGGAGAUAAGAUUCGUCAAGUGACAGAACGGGCCACAUUGUUUCGGAUUACCUCGAACGCUAUGAUAAAUGCGUGCAGAGACUUCCUUGCAUUGGCUCAGACACACACCAAACGAUGGCAGAAGGCCUUUCAGGCAGAACAUGAACAGCGGGUGAGGCUGGAGGAGACCUUAGAGCAACUUGCCAAGCAGCAUAAUCACCUGGAGAGAGCAUUCAGGGGGGCAGCACAGGCUAACGCUACUGCCAACAGCAAAAAUCCUUCUGGCCUUGGAAAGGGUGAAGCAAGUGAUGAUGACGACAAUGAGUUCUUUGAUGCCAUGGAAGAGGCGCCUGAGUUUAUUACUGUUCCUGCAGACCCACAGUUCCACAAGCGGUCAAGCAGUAAUGUCAGCGGCUUCAACAGUGAACUGUGCCCCGAUGAUCAGUCGCUGAAUGAGGAGCCUCUAGCAAACAACCAGGAUUCUCCCUCACUGGAAGUGUUGCCCGUUAAGAAGAGGCGGACUCGGAUCCCGGAUAAACCCAACUAUUCUCUAAAUCUUUGGAGUAUCAUGAAGAACUGCAUCGGCAAAGAGCUGUCCAAGAUCCCCAUGCCCGUGAACUUUAAUGAGCCCAUUUCAAUGCUGCAGCGGUUAUCGGAGGAUCUCGAGUACCAUGAGCUACUGGACAAAGCCGCAAAGUGCCACAGUUCCCUUGAGCAGAUGUGCUACGUAGCUGCGUUUUCAGUGUCGUCUUACUCCACCACCAUCCACCGCACGGGCAAACCAUUCAACCCUUUAUUGGGCGAGACGUAUGAGCUGGAUCGCCGGAGAGAGAGCGGCUACUGCUCUCUGUGUGAGCAGGUGAGCCAUCACCCUCCGGCAGCAGCCCAUCACGUAAUCUCCGAUCGUGGUUGGACACUGCGGCAGGAAAUCACAGUGGCAAGCAAGUUCAGGGGAAAAUACCUUUCCAUUAUGCCUUUAGGAACAAUUCAUGCAGUUUUCGAAAAGGGCAACAAUCAUUAUACAUGGAAGAAAGUCACCACCACCGUGCACAACAUCAUUGUUGGAAAACUUUGGAUCGAUCAGUCUGGAGAGAUAGACAUAGUGAACCACACCACUGGAGACCGCUGCCAUUUGAAGUUUGCGCCUUACAGCUACUUUUCCAGAGACGUUGCCAGGAAGGUAACUGGGGUGGUGAUGGACAAGGAUGGCAAGGCUCACUUUGUGCUGUCGGGCACAUGGGAUGAGAAGAUGGAGUUCUCCAAGGUGAUGCAGAGCACCCGGGGGGCUGAGAACGGUGCCGAGGGCAAACAGAAGACUGUUUAUCAAACUCUCAAGGCCAGAGAAGUCUGGAGGAGGAACGUUCUCCCAGAGGGUGCGGACACCAUGUACUAUUUCACUUCCUUGGCGCUCACGCUGAAUGAGCCAGAAGAAGGCGUGGCGCCCACGGACAGCAGGCGACGGCCCGACCAGCGGCUGAUGGAGGAGGGUCGGUGGGACGAGGCCAACGCUGAGAAGCAGCGACUGGAGGAGAAGCAGCGCAAUGCCCGGCGUGAGCGAGAGCGCGAGGCUGCCAGCCAUCGCACCUCAAGCCAAUCAGAAGAAGCCGCACCUCAUGACAACUACAGAGCGCUUUGGUUUGAGCGCUGCGAGGACCGAAUCACAGGUGAGCAAGUUCAUAUCUAUAACGGAGGCUACUGGGAGGCCAAGGAGCGGAGCAGCUGGGAGGCGUGUCCAGACAUAUUUUGACCUCAGCGCAAGCUAUGAAGCACGCUGAAGAGACUGACACAUCGAAGCCCUGUUUGCCUUCAGCGGCUGGUUUCCUCUCCAGCGGCUCUCUGUUCUAAGAGAUCUGUCUGGUCCAGAGGGCGAACAGGGUUUUUUUUUUUUUUUUUUUUUGUGCCCCUCCAACCGCUCUCAUCCCGUCUGAGCAUCGACCCCUGCUGCUGUUACACAUCUGAAAGGACUGGAAGGAAAAGAUGUCUUUGUGUAUCCCGUUCUGCUUUGAUAGGGGUCUGGGUGAUGAAAAGGGAAAGGGGGUGGAAUGGGCAGUGCUUCCAAACAGACAGUAGACCGUCCUUCCAGUCUGUUUUUUCACAUCUCUGUUGGCUCUGUUAAUGAUCAAGAGCAGGAGAGGUUCAUGUGACACGUCUCCUCCACUGUGCUGGUAGCACCCUGAGGUCAUGUAGUGUUUUGUUUCCUUUAGAGUUUCACCCAAUAAUGAUUUUUACCCCUCUCCGUGAAUUGAUUAAUCAUUUAGUCUGGAACGUGUCUACGGUUUCCUGGCACCUUUUUAAACUGCAGAUCUUGUGCGGUGAUGGUUUUGUUUACAGUAACUUUGUUUAAAUAAUAACAAAAAUCAAAUCGCCACAUUUGAGCGAGAUGAGCCAGAGGAACUUAUGAAAUUUUUACUCGAUAAAUGAUUAAUCCGUUAUCAGAAUGCUUAAUUUUCUACCACACCUGUUCAGUGAAUGUUUGCGCAAUUGUGUUCCAGUUAACAUCCACAGCCGUACGUGCUUUGAUAGUAAAAUGACGAUGAAAGUGGUAUGACCAGAUUAUUGUGUUUGUUAAAAUCUUGACUGGUGGCCUUUAAGAAGUUGGUAAAUAUUUGCUUAUUUCUUCAAUUUAGUGUCUUAAUGAAAUGAAGGCUCUAGUGUAUUUCGUGGGGGAAUUAGUUUGUACUCUUGACUGCCAUUGUGCACUACACAGUAUAUUACAUUUUUAAAAAUGCA
Thalassophryne amazonica is the source of this 3517-nucleotide messenger RNA. Its product is annotated as oxysterol-binding protein 1-like. The record is from RefSeq and is a predicted model, not a curated record. The coding region runs from base 252 to 2534 and encodes 760 amino acids. Gene Ontology annotation, cellular component: cytosol; membrane; intracellular membrane-bounded organelle. The transcript has 16 exons. NCBI's taxonomy places the organism in Eukaryota, Metazoa, Chordata, Actinopteri, Batrachoidiformes, Batrachoididae. Gene Ontology annotation, molecular function: sterol binding.